AGAUGUCAUCGCUAAGGCCCUUGCUUAGAAUUUCACACGAUUUCGUAAACAAAAAUUUAAAAUUAAAUUGAAAUAGAUGGCAACCUGGACACAAAAUGAGCCGACAGGCGUCAGCAAACGUAGGCGCUGGAAUCUAGAAGAUCGAGCCUCACUUAACAAAUUGAAGAACCACAUUGCCCAGGAGGGAUGCCCCCAGAUGCAGUAUGACUUGGCCAAGCAGAUUCUGGACAAUGCUAUAGAGCCCCUGGACAAAAUCGAACAGUAUCAAAAGGCCGUAAAUUGGCUCGUCGCUGCGGCACACAACGGGCAUGAGGAUUCGGCCAAGCUGCUGAAGACUUGCUACAACGACGGCCGUGGCAUAACGGCAGAAAAUGAGGAUGAAGUGCGUCGCUGCCUAUCGAUGACUCCGGGGGAGCGCGCGGCGCGAAAAGCAGCUCGAGAACUCUUUGCCGUCCUCUCGAACGGCAACGAGCACGUCACGCCCAAGCAGCUGGAAAGAAAGAUGAGAUGCAUAUACAAUCUUCAACGCAAACGCCGCAGACUGGAGGACGAAACGUCCGGGUCCAGCAGCGAGGGCGAGUCGGAAUGCGAGCCGCUGGGUAACAUGGAAACCAUUGGGCAUGCAAACGUGGAUCAUCCACGCUUAAUCACCGAGGCAAACCUCGUGUCGGCUGCUUCCAACUACAGUGCCGGACGAAUGCCCACAGUGAACGACACUCUGACACUGUCCGUGCCAGAUCCCAGGAGCUUGGACCAUGUGCCCCGCUUCUACCGCAUUUUCUUCCACCCGCUCAUAUUUUUCAGCCUGUUCUACCACCGCCUCGUGAACUGCAUCAUCUCGCUGCCCAGCAUACUGCCUGUGAGCGUGCGCCUGGGUCUCCUCAUAGCCCUCUCCUGGUGGAGCAGCUUCCAGUUGGUGCCACUGAUCAGCUACUACUUCAGCAUUGGCAUGAUGAUUUGGGCCACCUGCAAAAUGCUGAAGACCAAGCAACAGUUUGUCGACUUUCGGAUCUGGUCGGGGCUGUUCCUGCGCUACGGCGACAACAACAUCGAUGCGGGCAUAGCGGAGAAGCGCUUUCUGCGGAACAACAUGAAGCCGUACGUGUACUACUUUGGCGCCUUCAUCUGCAACCUGAUUGUGUAUCCGCUCGUGGCCGAUGGCUGGAUGCCCCACUCAGAGCUGACCAUCAUCUCCGGAGCCUUCACGCUACUCACCAUGGGCGGCAGCAUGUACGCCUCGUCCGAUCUACUGCCCAACUGGGUGGUGGUCGUCUCCUUUGCCGUCAACGUGCUGGCCAAGUAUCCCUACGAGAUGGACAAGGUGGUCACAACGCGCUGGCGCUUCCUGGACCUGCGCAAGCCCACCUUCGCGACCUUUGUCAUUGGCAACGGCAUCGAGUUCUGCCUGAACUGCCGCACAGCCUUGUACCUCUUGAUACCCGUGCUGCUGGUGAUAAUGGCCAAGCGUUCGCGCUGGCACGGUGUCUACACGCAUCUCAUUCCGCACUGCGUCACGCUCUGCUGGCUGCAAGUGUGCAUCGCCACCUCUCAGAGUGCCACCAUGUUUGGCGUGAUUCGCGGCACUCUUGUGCUCGCUGGAUUGGUGUUGUUCCUGCCCCUGUUCGGUAUAGUGGCGCUGCUCGUUCCAGUCUUUGUGGCCAUCAAAAGUCUUGGCCUGGCCAACGAGCAACUGCACUGGGGAGGCGUUGUCAUCGCCAGCCUUCUCAUAAUGAUCGUCUCCUAUCUGCUGGCCAUGAACCGUGCCACCCAGAAGUACAUUACCAUGCUGCAGCUAAUCAUGGGUGUGACAAUGGCCUGCGUUUUGGUCUUUCCCUACAUGACGUCCAGCUUCAAGGACACGCCACGCUUCAAUGCCCUGCCACGAGUCGGUCUGCACUCGCUAUCGGACGCCGACACACUGCCAUGGGAUCGUUUCCAUUCCCUGUGCGCCCUGCCCUUCCAGGAGGAGCCCAACAAGAUUAAGGCACAGCUGCGUUGCUUCCACCUCAACGGCAUGCCCGUGUCCUGGCAGGGCAGCGUCACCAAGGUGCAAAUCGCCAAGGUCUCCAAUAUGUUUGAGGAUCUCGUCGCCAAUUACUUGCCUGCCUGGUUGGGCAGGGCCGUGCGCUGCGCUCAUGGCGAGGACAUUUCGCAGAAUUUCCAGUGCAACCGCAAGCUGGAUGAACAAUGCGACGAGUGGCAGCGCGUCAUCAAAACGGUGAAUGCUCGCACAGGCAGCUGCACGCUGCAGAAGUACAACCGCUACGAGUACGAGCUGCUGGUGAAGGUUGGCAGCAGCAGCGGCAGUCGACUGCUGGGACGCUCGACAGCAUCUGAAGUGGUUCUAAAGGCGCACCAUGACUUUGGCAACUUCACGCGGCAGCUCAGCCAGGGGGACACUGUGUUGUUUUACGGCACACUCCGAAUGCAGACGAACGAUGUGCAAGUGCAGUUGAAGACCAUCGAGUGCCGGGACUGUAAAUCCCCAGAGCUGGGCACGGCGAGCAUUGAACGACUCAUUGGUGCCUCUCCCAUGGAUGCCCGCCUGCAGGAACUAAUGCGGGGCAUCAAAUAUCUGUUGAAUGCGUUGUUGAAUCCGUUAAUUACGUUUAAGUAGGUUAAAUAAAACCAG
Messenger RNA from Drosophila subobscura, 2632 nucleotides. RefSeq names its product wolframin (gene wfs1). NCBI's taxonomy places the organism in Eukaryota, Metazoa, Arthropoda, Insecta, Diptera, Drosophilidae. The transcript is spliced from 4 exons. The record is from RefSeq and is a predicted model, not a curated record. Gene Ontology annotation, molecular function: protein binding. Gene Ontology annotation, biological process: endoplasmic reticulum unfolded protein response; calcium ion homeostasis. Gene Ontology annotation, cellular component: endoplasmic reticulum membrane. Bases 77 to 2617 code for a protein of 846 amino acids.